Messenger RNA from Drosophila ananassae, 1560 nucleotides. It is a transcript of the gene Taf7, whose product is annotated as transcription initiation factor TFIID subunit 7. Bases 105 to 1433 code for a protein of 442 amino acids. Lineage: Eukaryota; Metazoa; Arthropoda; Insecta; Diptera; Drosophilidae. Gene Ontology annotation, cellular component: transcription factor TFIID complex. The record is from RefSeq and is a predicted model, not a curated record. The transcript has 2 exons. Gene Ontology annotation, biological process: RNA polymerase II preinitiation complex assembly; transcription initiation at RNA polymerase II promoter. Gene Ontology annotation, molecular function: RNA polymerase II general transcription initiation factor activity.
ACGCCUUUACCACCUCUAAUAACAGUCGCUUUUUAACACUGCGUCAGAAAAAUCUAGAGUGUUUACUUUCGAUUAAGAGUUUUUGUCACAUUAAACGCAUUUAAAUGUUUGAAAAAAAGAGUGAAAAAGGGAAGCAGUCGGACUAUAAGCCGCGGGAAGAUGGCGUAGAAUUGGAGAGCCAGUUUAUCAUGCGAGUUCCAAAGGAGCUAGCAGAAAACGUUCACGAUGCCAUUAAUUCUGGCAACAUAAAGGAUCGACUGACCAUCCAACUUGACCAAGAUCUGCGAUACGGAGAAGUGAGAUUAGACGAUCAACUGCUAUACGCCAAGCUAGUCGACCUGCCAACCGUCGUGGAGAGCUACAAGACAAUCGACAACAAGAGUUUUUAUAAAUCCGCUGACAUCUGCCAAUUACUUAUUUGUAAAGAGGAGCCGGAGGACGAGACGGAAAAGGAGUCGCCAAACAAAAACAAGAAAAAAGAUCCAAACAAAGUGGACAAGAAAUAUCUUUUCCCUCAUGGAAUAACUCCGCCUUGUAAGAAUGUGAGAAAGCGUCGUUUUCGAAAGACUCUAAAGAAAAAGAAUGUAGAAGCUCCCGAAAUUGAGAAGGAGGUGAAGCAUCUUCUCCGAAUUGACAACGAAGCUGUGCGCGUAGACUAUGAAAUCAUAAAUGAGGAGGAGAAGCCCGUGGAUGAUCUUGAACAGUCGGACAUUAAGCCAUACAACGACGUAGACGACUACAUCCCAGAUGAGACAACCUCGCACGCCAACGACAACACCAAAGAAGAGAAGACUAUGAAGCGCGAUAUUAAUGUCGAAUCGGAUGAGGACGACACUAACAACUUUGGCGCUCAUCGGGCACCUAAUAUGGGCGUAGCAGAGCACGACAUCUUUGGCGAAGAAGUGUCCACCACGGAUGACGAAGAUGAGCCGGAUCGCACCAACAAUACGAUGCCGCGUCGGGAGUUAGAGGACUCCUCUCGCCUCUCUGCUGAUGAUUCGCGGAUGUCUGAUUUCUUUGGUGGAACCAAUGCUGGAACAAGUGGCAUGAAAAUGGACCAGAACGAGUUCAGCAAAUCCAUGUUUAGCCAAGAAGCCAGUAGUCCGAAGCUGAGUGCCGCCGGUUCGAGUUCCAAUCUGGCUGGUCCAAGUGGCUUCUUUGACAGUCAAAUGCUUAAGCGGGAAGAAUUCGAAAACAUGGAGUUUAUGGAAGAGCCCCAGUAUACACAGCAGCAGGUGCGCGAGAAGAUCAGCCAACUCACUCGCCAGAUCAGUGAACUGAAGGCACAGCAGUCUCAAAAGUCAAUGGAAAUCGCCUCCAUUCAAAAUGCCACGCUCAAGUCUCGAAUGCAGGAAACUCUAGACAAUCUUUAUACCCAGGUCAUUGAAAGAGAGUUGGAGCUUAAGGACUUUGAGAAUAUGCUGGAAUCCUAAACAUGGUAGAGGAUAUCUUUUAUCUCUGCUGAAUUUUGUAGUUUUUUAAUGUUGGAUCUAAUAUAUUUUAUACACCUAAGUAAGCCUUUAAAAUGUAAGAAAUAUAAAAAAGUUAAAAUAUUAUAAA